This is a messenger RNA of Seminavis robusta, 684 nucleotides long. The record is from the annotation of a GenBank genome assembly. Lineage: Eukaryota; Bacillariophyta; Bacillariophyceae; Naviculales; Naviculaceae.
AUGUCAGCCUCUAAAGUUUGCGCAGUGUUCGGCUACGGUCCGGGCUUGGGAGCCGCCGUGGCUCGAAAGUGGUCCAAAGAGGGUUUCCAGGUGGCCAUUAUGUCGCGCAGUCUCGAUAAAGUCAAGGCGGCCGCAUCGGAGAUUGCCAACUGCAAGGGCUAUGCCUGUGACGUAACCAAAGAAGACGAUAUCAAGGCUACGGUGACGUCGAUUGAAAAAGAGUUGGGUCCCAUUGAGUGCAUGAUCUACAAUGCUGGCAAUGGUGUGUUCAAAAAUUGGGAUCAAAUUCCCUUGGAUACUUUUACGCAAGGAUUUCAAACCAAUGUCGCUGGUCUCUUGGCGGCCACACAACAAAUUGCUCCCAAAAUGCUCGAACGUGGCAACGGUGGGUCCAUUCUCGUUACAGGAGCCACCGCGUCCUUGCGAGGAAAACCAAUCACGACUGGAUUUGCUCCUCACAAGGGAGCCCAGCGCCUCUUGGCACAAUCCUUGGCCCGUGACUUGGGGCCCAAGGGCAUUCAUGUCGGAUUGUUCAUUAUUGACGGCGGCGUCGGAACGGUCGAUGGCGACGAUACCAAGUUGAAUCCGGAUGCCGUGGCGGAUACAUACUGGCAUGUCUCCAACCAACCCAAGAGUUGCUGGAGUUUUGAAACGGAGGUUCGGCCCUCGGUGGAGACGUGGUAA